Molecule: messenger RNA, 853 nt
Organism: Lathyrus oleraceus (garden pea)
Lineage: Eukaryota; Viridiplantae; Streptophyta; Magnoliopsida; Fabales; Fabaceae
Exons: 6
Coding region: 117-836 (239 amino acids)
Molecular function (GO): protein binding
Source: RefSeq, a predicted model, not a curated record
UCUCCAUCUGUCGUAAACCCUGAGACGAGGCUUAAGCUUCUCCUUCUUCCUCAAAUCUACCGAGUUCACCCGGAGGCGACACCUGAGUUCUAACUCGCUCCCUUCCAGAUUAAGCCAUGCAAGCAGUAUCAAAUUCUCGCCGAGUCUCUCGGCUCUUACAGUCUCCGAUUUUCCUUUCAUUUCAUCUUCGAAGCACCGAACAACCGUUUCUCUCAGGGCUCGCACAACGCAAUUACAGUCCCGGAGUUGAUAAUGUUGAAGAAACUCCAACAGAAGCUGUGAAGGAUCUUUAUGAUAAAAUGCUUCAGUCUGUAAAUGUUAAACGAUCCAUGCCUCCAAAUGCUUGGCUAUGGUCGAUGAUUGAGAAUUGUAAACACCGUCACGAUAUUAGUCUUCUCUUUGACGUUUUGCAGAACCUCCGCAGAUUCAGGUUGUCGAAUCUUCGCAUACAUGAUGAUUUUAACUGCAGUCUCUGCCGGGAAGUUACGAAAGCAUGUGUUCAUGCCGGAGCCCUUGAUUUUGGAAAGAAGGCUCUGUGGAAGCAUAAUGUCUAUGGAUUGGCGCCAAGUGUUGCAUCGGCACACCAUAUAUUGACGUAUGCUAAGAAUCACAAUGAUACUAAUCUAUUGGUGGAAGUAAUGAAACUUUUGAAGAGGAAUGAUUUACCAUUGCAACCGGGCACGGCAGAUAUAGUUUUUAGCAUUUGUUACAAUACAGAUGAAUGGGAGUUGAUUAAUAAGUACGCGAAAAGGUUUGUUAAGGCUGGUGUAAAACUACGACAAACCUCAUUUGAAACAUGGAUGGGAUUUGCUGCCAAAAGAGGUGCUCAUACUUGAUGUCUUUUGUCUGCCUA